AUGACAAACGACAAUGAUUUGGGUGCCGUGUCGUGGCAGCCUGCGUCCGAGCAUGUGACCAUACAGUCCACUGACGACAAUGAUUUGGGUGCCGUGUCGUGGCAGCCUGCGUCCGAGCAUGUGACCAUACAGUCCACGGACGACAAUGAUUUGGGUGCCGUGUCGUGGCAGCCUGCGUCCGAGCAUGUGACCACACAGUCCACUGACGACAAUGAUUUGGGUGCCGUGUCGUGGCAGCCUGCGUCCGAGCAUGUGACCAUACAGUCCACUGACGACAAUGAUUUGGGUGCCGUGUCGUGGCAGCCUGCGUCCGAGCAUGUGACCAUACAGUCCACUGACGACAAUGAUUUGGGUGCCGUGUCGUGGCAGCCUUCGUCCGAGCAUGUGACCAUACAGUCCACUGACAACAAUGAUUUGGGUGCCGCGUCGUGGCAGCCUGCGUCCGAGCAUGUGUCCACUGACAACAAUGAUUUGGGUGCCGCGUCGUGGCAGCCUGCGUCUGAGCAUGUGACCAUACAGUCCACUGACGACAAUGAUUUGGGUGCCGUGUCGUGGCAGCCUGCGUCCGAGCAUGUGACCAUACAGUCCACUGACGACAAUGAUUUGGGUGCCGUGUCGUGGCAGCCUGCGUCCGAGCAUGUGACCAUACAGUCCACUGACGACAAUGAUUUGGGUGCCGUGUCGUGGCAGCCUGCGUCCGAGCAUGUGACCAUACAGUCCACAGACGACAAUGAUUUGGGUGCCGUUUUGUGGCAGCCUGCGUCCGAGCAUGUGACCAUACAGUCCACUGACAACAAUGAUUUGGGUGCCGCGUCGUGGCAGCCUGCGUCUGAGCAUGUGACCAUACAGUCCACUGACGACAAUGAUUUGGGUGCCGUGUCGUGGCAGCCUGCGUCCGAGCAUGUGACCAUACAGUCCACUGACGACAAUGAUUUGGGUGCCGUGUCGUGGCAGCCUGCGUCCGAGCAUGUGACCAUACAGUCCACUGACGACAAUGAUUUGGGUGCCGUGUCGUGGCAGCCUGCGUCCGAGCAUGUGACCAUACAGUCCACUGACGACAAUGAUUUGGGUGCCGUGUCGUGGCAGCCUGCGUCCGAGCAUGUGACCAUACAGUCCACUGACGACAAUGAUUUGGGUGCCGUGUCGUGGCAGCCUGCGUGUGAGCAUGUGACCAUACAGUCCACUGACGACAAUGAUUUGGGCGCCGUGUCGUGGCAGCCUGCGUCCGAGCAUGUGACCAUACAGUCCACUGACGACAAUGAUUUGGGUGCCGUGUCGUGGCAGCCUGCGUCCGAGCAUGUGACCAUACAGUCCACUGACGACAAUGAUUUGGGUGCCGUGUCGUGGCAGCCUGCGUCUGAGCAUGUGAGCAUACAGUCCACUGACGACACAGAUUUCUGCGCCGUGUUGAGGCAGCCUGCGUCUGAGCAUGUGACCAUACAGUCCACUGGCGACAAUGAUUUGGGUGCCGUGUCGUGGCAGCCUGCGUCCGAGCAUGUGACCAUACAGUCCACUGACGACAAUGAUUUGGGUGUCGUGUCGUGGCAGCCUGCGUCCGAGCAUGUGACCGCGCAGCGCACUGACGACACUGACUUGGGUGCCGCGUCGUGGCAGCCUGCGUCUGAGCAUGUGACCACACAGUCCACUGACGACAAUGAUUUGGGUGCCGUGUCGUGGCAGCCUGCGUCCGAGCAUGUGACCAUACAGUCCACUGACGACAAUGAUUUGGGUGCCGUGUCGUGGCAGCCUGCGUCCGAGCAUGUGACCAUACAGUCCACUGACGACAAUGAUUUGGGUGCCGUGUCGUGGCAGCCUGCGUCCGAGCAUGUGACCAUACAGUCCACUGACAACAAUGAUUUGGGUGCCGCGUCGUGGCAGCCUGCGUCCGAGCAUGUGUCCACUGACAACAAUGAUUUGGGUGCCGCGUCGUGGCAGCCUGCGUCUGAGCAUGUGACCAUACAGUCCACUGACGACAAUGAUUUGGGUGCCGUGUCGUGGCAGCCUGCGUCCGAGCAUGUGACCAUACAGUCCACUGACGACAAUGAUUUGGGUGCCGUGUCGUGGCAGCCUGCGUCCGAGCAUGUGACCAUACAGUCCACUGACGACAAUGAUUUGGGUGCCGUGUCGUGGCAGCCUGCGUCCGAGCAUGUGACCAUACAGUCCACUGACGACAAUGAUUUGGGUGCCGUGUCGUGGCAGCCUGCGUCCGAGCAUGUGACCAUACAGUCCACUGACGACAAUGAUUUGGGUGCCGUGUCGUGGCAGCCUGCGUCCGAGCAUGUGACCAUACAGUCCACAGACGACAAUGAUUUGGGUGCCGUGUUGUGGCAGCCUGCGUCCGAGCAUGUGACCAUACAGUCCACUGACAACAAUGAUUUGGGUGCCGCGUCGUGGCAGCCUGCGUCUGAGCAUGUGACCAUACAGUCCACUGACGACAAUGAUUUGGGUGCCGUGUCGUGGCAGCCUGCGUCCGAGCAUGUGACCAUACAGUCCACUGACGACAAUGAUUUGGGUGCCGUGUCGUGGCAGCCUGCGUCCGAGCAUGUGACCAUACAGUCCACUGACGACAAUGAUUUGGGUGCCGUGUCGUGGCAGCCUGCGUCCGAGCAUGUGACCAUACAGUCCACUGACGACAAUGAUUUGGGUGCCGUGUCGUGGCAGCCUGCGUCUGAGCAUGUGACCAUACAGUCCACUGACGACAAUGAUUUGGGCGCCGUGUCGUGGCAGCCUGCGUCCGAGCAUGUGACCAUACAGUCCACUGACGACAAUGAUUUGGGUGCCGUGUCGUGGCAGCCUGCGUCCCAGCAUGUGACCAUACAGUCCACUGACGACAAUGAUUUGGGUGCCGUGUCGUGGCAGCCUGCGUCUGAGCAUGUGAGCAUACAGUCCACUGACGACACAGAUUUCUGCGCCGUGUUGAGGCAGCCUGCGUCUGAGCAUGUGACCAUACAGUCCACUGACGACAAUGAUUUGGGUGCCGUGUCGUGGCAGCCUGCGUCCGAGCAUGUGACCAUACAUUCCACUGACGACAAUGAUUUGGGUGCCGUGUCGUGGCAGCCUGCGUCCGAGCAUGUGACCGCGCAGCGCACUGACGACACUGACUUGGGUGCCGCGUCGUGGCAGCCUGCGUCUGAGCAUGUGACCAUACAGUCCACUGACGACAAUGAUUGGGGUGCCGUGUCGUGGCAGCCUGCGUCCGAGCAUGUGACCGCGCAGCGCACUGACGACACUGACUUGGGUGCCGCGUCGCGGCAGCCUGCGUCUAAGCAUGUGACCGCGCAGCGCACUGACGACACUGACUUGGGUGCCGCGUCGUGGCAGCCUGCGUCUGAGCAUGUGACCGCGCAGCGCACUGACGACACUGACUUGGGUGCCGCGUCGUGGCAGCCUGCGUCUGAGCAUGUGACCGCGCAGCGCACUGACGACACUGACUUGGGUGCCGCGUCGUGGCAGCCUGCGUCUGAGGAUGUGACCAUACAGUCCACUGACGACAAUGAUUGGGGUGCCGUGUCGUGGCAGCCUGCGUCCGAGCAUGUGACCGCGCAGCGCACUGACGACACUGACUUGGGUGCCGCGUCGUGGCAGCCUGCGUCUGAGCAUGUGACCAUACAGUCCACUGACGACAAUGAUUGGGGUGCCGUGUCGUGGCAGCCUGCGUCCGAGCAUGUGACCGCGCAGCGCACUGACGACACUGACUUGGGUGCCGCGUCGUGGCAGCCUGCGUCUGAGGAUGUGUCCAUACAGUCCACUGACGACACAGAUUUGGGUGCCGCGUCCUGGCAGCCUGCGUCUGGGCAUGUGACCAUACACUCUACUGACGACACAGAUUUGGGUGCCGCGUCCUGGCAGCCUGCGUCUGGGCAUGUGACCAUACAGUCCACUGACGACACAGAUUUCUGCGCCGUGUUGUCGCAGCCUGCGUCUGAGCAUGUGGUAAACCAUACAGUCCACUGA
This is a messenger RNA of Ixodes scapularis (black-legged tick), 3954 nucleotides long. RefSeq lists its product as uncharacterized. The transcript has 61 exons. Lineage: Eukaryota; Metazoa; Arthropoda; Arachnida; Ixodida; Ixodidae. The coding region runs from base 1 to 3954 and encodes 1317 amino acids. The record is from RefSeq and is a predicted model, not a curated record.